This is a messenger RNA of Suillus subaureus, 540 nucleotides long. RefSeq lists its product as uncharacterized. The transcript is spliced from 5 exons. Lineage: Eukaryota; Fungi; Basidiomycota; Agaricomycetes; Boletales; Suillaceae. The coding region runs from base 1 to 525 and encodes 174 amino acids. The record is from RefSeq and is a predicted model, not a curated record.
AUGAGUACCGUACCGAGCAGAGAAAAAAUUGGAGCGGUGGAAGGAGGAAAAAGAACGCGCGAAGAUAGAGAAGCGUUGGCUAGCAUGGAAAAAGCCGACACGAGGUGUUUACUUGAGACGGUCAACAAAAUUCACUGGCUCAAAUGCCGGUCCUAUACUGACGUCAAUGAGUCGAUCAUUGAGGAAACGCUGUCCAGUACUUUGUCGGUUAGCUUCCGGGCGUCAUACAUCCGUAUACUUCCCCAGACUGGAUACCCAUCAGGUGCCAAUACGAAGGAACAGCACGCAGUAGCAACGAACCGCCGGUACAACAUCACAUACUAUAAACGGCUGGGCGCAGAUUCAGUUCAUCACCCUGAUCUGAUCACUGGGAGGAACCAAAUUUCGUCCCGUGUCGAUGCGAAAACGGGCGCGGUGACAUGUGCCCACCAGUACAAAGAAGUCGCGGAGGAAAACAUUCACAAAAUGAGGUCGCUGUUGGAGAUCCCGAGGGUGCAGGUUCUGGUAGCACAUAAUAUUGUCUAGUAUGAAGGAAAUAAG